Molecule: messenger RNA, 1201 nt
Organism: Polychytrium aggregatum
Lineage: Eukaryota; Fungi; Chytridiomycota; Chytridiomycetes; Polychytriales
Product: guanine nucleotide-binding protein alpha-1 subunit
Exons: 6
Coding region: 1-1062 (353 amino acids)
Biological process (GO): adenylate cyclase-modulating G protein-coupled receptor signaling pathway
Cellular component (GO): heterotrimeric G-protein complex
Molecular function (GO): GTP binding; G protein-coupled receptor binding; GTPase activity
Source: RefSeq, a predicted model, not a curated record
AUGGGCAACUGCACGAGUUCUGAGGAGGAUCGAGAUGCACGACAGCGAAGCCUUGCCAUCGACAAGGGCAUCCGCCAAGAAAGCGAUGUCAUGAACACCGUUAAACUUCUGCUGCUCGGUGCGGGGGAAUCUGGAAAAUCAACAUUUCUGAAGCAAUUCAAGCUCAUCCAUGGCUCUGGGUACUCGGCCGAGGAGCGAUUGGCGUACCGCCCGAUGGUGCUGGGCAACGUCGUCAAUGCCAUCCAGUCGAUUGUCGAUGCCAUGGAGACGCUUCAAAUCCCAUAUGAAAACAGUGAAAUCAAGAAUCAGAUCGGCACCGUUAAAGAGCUCCCAAAGACAUUUGGGGAAGGAGAUGUUAUCAACGAAAGCACAGUUGCGUUGAUCCAAACCUUGUGGACCGACAAGGGAAUUCAGCAGUGCUUUCAGCGAUCGAACGAGUACCAGCUUUUGGACUCAGCGUCUUACUUUCUUUCAGACCUUGCUCGAAUAUGCGCGCCCCAGUACGAACCGACCGUCAGCGAUAUGCUGAGAGUGCGCGUGAUGACAACGACGAUCACUGAGACCAAGUUCAAGAUUGACAACGUGAUAUUCCGGAUAUUUGAUGUCGGUGGCCAACGGAGCGAGCGACGCAAGUGGGCCUCGUAUUUUGAUGAUAGCAACAGUAUCAUCUUUGUGGCUGCCAUAAGCGCAUACGACCAGACAUGCUUUGAGGACAACAAGACCAACCGAGUUCUCGAGUCCUUGACACUCUUCGACUCGAUUUGCAACCACCCUCUUUUAUGCAAAACGUCCAUCAUCCUCUUUCUCAACAAAAUGGAUCUCUUCAAAGAAAAGGUGUCUCGGCUACCGAUCAAAAAGUACUUUCCGGAAUACAAAGGGUCGGACAACUACAAGGAGGCGGCCGAGUUUUUUGCCAAAAAGUUCCUCGAGAUCAACAAGUUCCACGAGAAGAAGAUCUACGUGCACUUUACGUUUGCUACGGAUACCACACAAGUCAAAACAGUGUUUGCCACCGUCACUUCGAUCAUUUUGAGAGCCAACUUGAUGAGGUCUGGGUUCUGAUGGCAGCGCCCCUCUCUUUCCGCAUAUUGCGUGUGCAUCUUUGGUUCCUGCUGCUGUACAUGUACUCUCUUCUGGUGGAUGGUUGCGCCAGAUGCUCUGCAAACCGCUGGAUGUUGGAGCCCCUCCCCCACUUUCGCAC